AUGUCUUUCAUUAUCAAUCUAAAAACGGUCAGUUGUGAUUUACAACCAUGCUUUGAUUACAUAAUUGGAAAGAAACUUUCGACCACCCCUAUUAAAGUUCUAUCCAAUAUAAGCCUGGAAACCUGUUUGAGUCAGUGUAAAAGUCUUGCUGAUUGUCUUUCUACAAAUUAUCAUCGGCAUGAGUUUAUAUAUCAGCUAAUUAAUCGAAAAAAGAACAACAAUGAAGCCCUCUUAGAUGACUGGGAUUAUAUUCACAAGGAGUUGCCAGACAUUGCUCAUCAAACUGAAAAGAUAUGUGGUGUAAUUGUAUGCAACAAUUAUUCAUCGUGUUUACAUACCUCCACUGGAAAAGAUGUAUGUAUUGCAACUGAUUGUUCCGAACCUCUUCUCACAUUGAAAAACGGCAUUGUGACGAGUCGGACUAAUUCUCCCAUAUCAGCUUCUUAUGGUUGUAUCCCUGGGUAUACGGGUGUGGGCUCUAAGAAUACUAUUUUUUGUCCACCAGGGGGAAAAUGGACACCUUUAUACUACAGAUGUGAGCGCCCAGGUAUGGACCAUUGA
Messenger RNA from Saccostrea cuccullata (small rock oyster), 561 nucleotides. RefSeq lists its product as uncharacterized. Lineage: Eukaryota; Metazoa; Mollusca; Bivalvia; Ostreida; Ostreidae. The record is from RefSeq and is a predicted model, not a curated record. Bases 1 to 561 code for a protein of 186 amino acids. The transcript is spliced from 3 exons.